Frieseomelitta varia is the source of this 1398-nucleotide messenger RNA. RefSeq names its product general transcription factor IIH subunit 3 (gene Tfb4). The coding region runs from base 225 to 1112 and encodes 295 amino acids. NCBI's taxonomy places the organism in Eukaryota, Metazoa, Arthropoda, Insecta, Hymenoptera, Apidae. Gene Ontology annotation, biological process: nucleotide-excision repair; regulation of DNA-templated transcription. Gene Ontology annotation, cellular component: transcription factor TFIIH core complex; transcription factor TFIIH holo complex. The record is from RefSeq and is a predicted model, not a curated record. The transcript has 6 exons.
CUUGAAAAAUUGAACGUACUUGCAUCUUCUAGAAUAUUUGUUAUUUGUUAGUAGUAGUAGCAGCUUGAUUCUCAUGAAUGUGGCUGUACACAUUAGUUAAGCAAUUAUUAUUCGAAAUUUCAAUUUCUAAAGUUUAAUGAUAAAAGAAAAACGCGAUAAAUAGAUGAAAAGAUGUUUUUAAGAGACUAAAUUUAUGUUUAUACUAAAUAAUUACAUUACAAUUUAUGUUCAAAAUGUCAAAUGAAAUAGAAACAAGUCUAUUAAUAAUUGUAUUAGACGUAAAUCCAGUGCAAAGGAUUAUAAAACAGGAAACAAGGAUAUUGACGCAAUGCUUGGAUUCGACUAUCGUUUUUGCCAAUGCACAUUUAAUGCAAUCUUCUAACAAUCAACUUGCUGUCAUAGCAUGUCACAGUGAUGGGGCAAAGUUUUUAUAUCCUUGUGAAAAACCAGUAGAAAUUAGACAAAUUGACGGGCAAUAUGAAAAAUUUACAAUGGUGGAACGUACUGUAAGACAACAACUGCAACAAGUUAUCAAUGAAAUUUCCUUGGACAAACCAUUAAAUGGAGAAAGUCUUAUAUCAGGAGCAUUGACCAUGGCAUUAUGUUAUGUUGCUAGGUUAGAAAGAGAAAAGAUUGCUGGUGAGAAAAUAUAUUCAAGAAUCCUUGUAAUCACAGCAAGUAAUGAUUCAGCAACACAAUAUAUGAAUUACAUGAACAUAUUCUUCACUGCCCAAAAAAUGGGAAUAAUAUUGGAUGUAUGCAGUUUAGACCAAGAAUUAACUUUACUCCAGCAAGGCUGUGAUAUUACUGGUGGGAAUUAUUUAAAAGUGCCCCAACUUAGUGGAUUGUUACAGUAUUUAUUGUGGAUAUUUUUACCAGAUCCAAAUGUUAGAUCAAAGUUAGUACUCCCGCCACCUGUGAAAGUAGAUUAUAGAGCAGCAUGCUUUUGUCACCAAGAAUUGAUUGAUAUUGGCUAUGUAUGCUCCAUAUGUUUAUCAAUAUUUUGUAAAUUUAGUCCAAUAUGCACAACUUGCCACACAGUGUUCAAAAUGCCAGGACCUAUUCCUAUAAAAAUGAAAAAAAAGAAAAAGACUAUAGAUAUAGUACAUUAAUUGUAUUUAGAAAUAAUGAUUCUUUAUAUAAAUACAUCUAUUUUCUUAUCACAUUACAUUUUAUUCACUAAAGAAGAAGAAAAAAAAACAUGAUGUUCAAUGUUACAAUCCUUUAUUAUAAUAUACUUUAUCUAUAUAUUCUUUCACACAUUUCUUAAACUCUUCAUACUCAGAUGGACGCAACUUCAUCAAAUUUGGAUUCAUGGAGCUUAACGAUUAAAAUGUAUUAUUGUAUAUUUUUCGAUACGAAUAAAAUAUAAAAUUGCUUACUUUCGUUCGGGAAAAA